AUGGCUGAUUGUACUCAUUUGGUCUUCUAUUCUGGGGCGAACAGCUUGAUCCCACUCAUCGGAAAGGUUCUUCGCCGGCGAGCGGGUGGAUACCGGGAAGUGGGCAACCUUCGUUGCGCGGGCUUGUCUCUCGUUGACAUUGUGCCUAAACCGAAUGAGCAACUUCGACUGAUCACCCAUCUCAUCACGUUUUUAGAGGAGUUGUUAUGGUGCCAAAUCCGCCAGCGCGUGUGGCGAUCUCAAUUCCCACGAACCAUAUCAGAAUUAACAAUGGCUCUCCGCUCGAUUAUUAUCGCUUCCCUAGUGGUUGCUGUGUUCUCAACCGGCGUGUUUACAACAGAGAACGAUGAGCUUCCGCAUGACCAGGACUGCACGUGGUACACCGAUGCGAACACCACUUCCGCCACUUGCAACGGUGUUCCGGGUAUGAGAUGCACUGGCGGUUGCACUGGCCACGUCACCGCCAGGAAUUGUACCACGAGUCAUGAGAUCAACGUCCAAGAGCCCCCGUUAACUACCGAAAAAUGUACUGUCUCCUACGGCAGGUCGUCUGCAACCAUGGCUGUUUGCCUUACAGAGCACCAGUCUUUCACUUGUUACGGAUCGCCGAGUGGCAAAGCUCGUUGUAAAGGAUGCAGUGGACCGUAA
This is a messenger RNA of Puccinia triticina, 648 nucleotides long. RefSeq lists its product as uncharacterized. NCBI's taxonomy places the organism in Eukaryota, Fungi, Basidiomycota, Pucciniomycetes, Pucciniales, Pucciniaceae. The record is from RefSeq and is a predicted model, not a curated record. The coding region runs from base 1 to 648 and encodes 215 amino acids. The transcript has 6 exons.